Eruca vesicaria subsp. sativa (arugula) is the source of this 573-nucleotide messenger RNA. The record is from the annotation of a GenBank genome assembly. NCBI's taxonomy places the organism in Eukaryota, Viridiplantae, Streptophyta, Magnoliopsida, Brassicales, Brassicaceae.
AUGAGAGGUGGAGGAGAAAAGAAGAUGACUCUGGAAGAGUACGUUGAUUACUUCGACUCUGGAAAGUCCAUCGACUUCACCUGCUCCUACCUCAAUCAGAUCCUUCAUAUACACGGUUUCCGAAAGCUUCACCACUCUAUUAAGAAAACUGUAGGCGAAGCGGUAGAUGCAGUGGAUUUACUAGAUCUCUCUCGCUCGACUCUGAAUCAAACCUCAGUCUCAUCAUCAUCAGCUUCCCUAACUCUCGAUCAAGUGAUAACCGAUAUCGAAAGGCUCAAGUGGCAGGAAUGCUGUAUCACCUCUCUUCAGAUCAUCAAUUCCGAUGACACUCCUCGAGCAGUGGCUAAUCCUAAACCUAAAUCGAACAAGAGAAAGAAGCAAGGAAAGGAAAAUAAGAUGAUUAAGAAGAAGAAGAAGAAUGUCAAGAGCAUUAGAUCUGUGAAUGAGGCAGCAGCCAAAUCCACUCUCUGAUAAUUUCCAUUUAAGCUUUUACUAUUCCAUAAUUACGUUUACUUAGAUAAUAGAUACGGCAUUAUGCUUGGUGAAAUGGUAUAACAAUGCUUAUGACUAGGG